This is a messenger RNA of Cucumis melo (muskmelon), 2391 nucleotides long. Its product is annotated as cation/calcium exchanger 5. Bases 240 to 1871 code for a protein of 543 amino acids. The transcript is spliced from 2 exons. The record is from RefSeq and is a predicted model, not a curated record. NCBI's taxonomy places the organism in Eukaryota, Viridiplantae, Streptophyta, Magnoliopsida, Cucurbitales, Cucurbitaceae. Gene Ontology annotation, molecular function: monoatomic cation transmembrane transporter activity. Gene Ontology annotation, cellular component: membrane. Gene Ontology annotation, biological process: monoatomic cation transport; transmembrane transport.
CAUCUAUUGGUUCACUCACUCGAAAACGCGUCGAGAAUCGUAUCUUUUAACGUCGCUACGUUCUUACUCCGAUUCUGUAUCGUCCCCAGGCACCCAUUAAGCCUCUUCAAUCGAUCUUCUUCAAAAUGCUUCGUCUUUGCAAUUGAUUGAUACUUAAUUUCAUUGAUCCCCAAAUUCUGUUUUCCAGAUUCAGUUGCGGAAAAAAUGGAUGCUUUGAUUUGAUUUCUCUUGGGAAUGGCAUGGCAUUCUCUAUCACCUUCCUCAAAUCCUCCGCUCUCUUUCUCACCAUUCUCUCCGUUUUCAUCUUCUUCAUCCUCUUCACUCCCAAUCCCUCGCCGGAAUCCCCCUCCAGAAGGUCCCUUACCGCCACCGGCGAUUCCAAUUCCAGUUUCUCUCCGACCCCAUCUUGUUCCUCUGUUGAAUCUCACUCUGAUGGCCUUAUUAACUACUUAUAUUUCCAUUUUUGCUUCUUCGAUGAAAACCCAUCUCUCUCUGUCCCUUUUCUCACUCUCUUUCUUCUCCUCCAUUUCUAUAUCCUCAUCAAAACCGCUCAAGAUCACUUCUCCAUUGUCACUUCCAAGCUCGCCUUUCACCUUAACUUGUCUCCCAGUAUGGCGGCUGUGACGCUCUUGGCUUUGGGUAAUGGCGCUCCUGAUGUAUUUGCAUCUGUUGCUGCGGUUCGUGGUGGCCAGUAUCGAACUGGUUUCGGUGCAAUUCUCUCUGCCGGCACAUUUGUUUCGGCUUUUGUUGUUGGGUUUGUGGCUAUUUAUGCUGCUCCGUUCUCGGUGAAUCCGGCUCAGUUUGUGAGGGACGUGUUGUUCUAUUUGACUGCAGCAUUGUUCUUGUUCUAUGUGUAUCUUAGUGCAGAGAUUUUCUUGUGGCAAGCUGUUGGGUUUGUUGGGUUUUAUUUGUUCUUUGUUGGAUUCGUGUUUUGGAUGGAUUUGAGAAUGGGAAGUGGGAAGGCUAAGAGUGGGGGUGAUUUGGGAGUGACUAAAGAAGCUGAUGUCUACCAUGGUGAGUUGCCUAAAGACUGUGAGAUUGGAGAAGGCUACAGAAAUGUAGAUGAAGGAAAAACCAAUUCUGGAUUUUGGGAAGCUCUUCGAAUAAUCCGAAAAGCAUGGGAAGCUCCUGUUUCGUUUCUUCUGAAGCUCACCAUUCCCCAACCUGCACCUUCCGAAUGGAGCAGACUCUAUGCAUCGGCAAACAUUUCUCUCUGUCCUGUUGCGCUUCUAUAUGCCUGUAACUCAUUCAUGUCAUUUAAUCAUCCCAUUGCUUUCCUCUUACCAAAUACGCAUUUACCACUUUGGUUCGUAGUACUCCUAGCAAGCUCCUCUCUUGCAAUUCUACACUUUGUCAUGGAAACUGAGCCCCCAAAAACUGAGCAAGUUCCUAUUGUGCUUGCAGCAUUUGUCAUGAGUGUAUUUUGGAUUUCGACCAUUGCUGGGGAGCUGCUGAACUGUCUUGCAGUUCUUGGAGUGCUUCUUAAACUCCCACCAGCUCUACUUGGUCUUACGGUGCUUGCUUGGGGAAACUCAGUUGGGGAUCUUGUGGCUGAUGUUGCUCUUGCAAAAGCAGGCCAACCUUUGCUUGCUAUGGCUGGAUGCUUUGCGGGGCCAAUGUUUAACAUGCUUGUGGGGCUUGGAACAGCUUUAGUUAUACAAACAGCUAACAGUUAUCCGGACGCCUACCAGCUUCAAUUUCAUAUCGGAAUCGUGAUUGCGUUCGUGUUCCUACUUUUCAGCCUGAUGGGUUCCCUACUUGUAAUUAUUUGGUGCAGAUUUCGAGUGCCUCGGUUUUGGGGAUUCUGCCUUGUACUGCUGUACAUUGUCUUCAUGGCUGCCAGUUUACUGAUGGCCAAGUUUUCUCCAUGAUUAAACAUCCUUCUAAAUUCUAAUCUGUAAGUGUAAGACCAAGAAACUCCAUUUAUGCCAAUGAAGCAGCAUUCGGACAACAACCGAGAAUAGUAGUCGCUAGUCAGCAGUUUAACUGGGCAGUCUAGACAUAAAACAAAUCCCAUUUCCCCUCUCUGUCAACAACCUGAAGACACUUUUAAGUAAGCAAAUAUAAACAUUUCAAUAUUUGUCAAGUAAUGUACCCAUAGCAACAUGUAGGUCAUCUUACUCGAGUGCAGUGGUUCGUUCAUACUAAAUCACUGUGAUGUUUCUUAUAGGUUGGCAUGGUUGUUGGCUUGGAAUCAUGGAGGGAAGCCCUUUCACUAACACAAAAUUAUAAGUUAGAAGUAACAAUGGAAGCUUCAUUACGGAGUUGGGUUUGUGUUGAAAAUUUCAGGAAGUUGAACUCACAGCUGAUGAAGAUAUUGUUCACAUCUUUCUUAGUGAGAUGCAGAGAAGAUAUGGUGAAGCUCAUUUGAUAAAAUUCUUUAUUUAUUUA